UGGAAUACCUCCUGUUGUCUCCGUCCACUACCCCUGGGGGCUCAGCUCGGCCCCAUCUCCUGACUAUCCUCACCCCGGUGCUGAGGUGCCCUCUGGGUCUGGGGCCCGAACACGGAGUUUCACCCAGGCUUCCUCCCCCACCUCCUGAACCAGAAUCUCCAGCGCAGUUCCCCAGAAAGCUGGAGGUGCUUGCUGACCCCUUCCCUGGAGGUUCUGACUCAGUAGGUCAGCUGGGCCUGGGAAUCAAGAGGUUUUAGUGCACAGCCCUGCUGGUGUAGCACUUUCUACAGAGUACUGGAAACCAUGUAGUUAUAUGUCUCCACGACUAGGACCGUUCAUUAUUAUACCCGUACCCACUUGAUGGCAUGGCGCCCCCACCCCCAGAGCGGCAUUACCCCCUGUCCUCUAGGGGGCAGAAUCAUCCCAUUGGAGAACCACUGCUCUAGGUGCACUUCCACCCUGGCCCUGGGGACGCAGAUUCAGAAAGCCUGAGCACGGGGCCUGGAGGUCUGCGCCUUCUCACCUAUGCCCUGGUGGCGAUGUGGAUUCACAGUGUGUCUCCCUUCACAGAGAGAGAGGCUGAAGGCAGAGUGGUUGAAAAGUACGAUUAUGUGUUUCCAGAAAAUGGCUUGGUAGCAUACAAAGAUGGGAAAUUCUUGUGUAAGCAGAAUAUUCAGGGUUACCUGGGCGAGGCCCUAAUCCAAGACUUAAUCAACUACUGUCUGAGCUACAUUGCGAAAAUUAAACUCCCGAAGAAGAGGGGUACCUUUAUUGAAUUCCGGAAUGGGAUGUUAAACGUGUCCCCUGUCGGAAGAAGCUGCAGCCAGGAAGAACGCAUGGAGUUCUAUGAACUUGAUAAAAAAGAAAAUAUAAGAAAGAAAUUUGUGGCGGAUCUGCAGAAAGAGUUUGCAGGAAAAGGCCUCACAUUUUCCAUAGGAGGCCAGAUCAGCUUUGAUGUCUUUCCUGAUGGAUGGGACAAGCGGUAUUGCCUGGGACAUGUGGAAAAUGACGGCUUUAAGACCAUUUAUUUCUUUGGAGACAAGACCAUGCCAGGCGGCAACGACCACGAGAUCUUCACGGACCCGAGGACCGUGGGCUACACCGUGGCAGCGCCCGAGGACACACGCAGGAUCUGUGAAGAGCUCUUCUCGUGACGCCCCUUCCCUGCUGCCAGGCCUGGAGGGGUCCCCGCUGGCCAGACCCGAGCUCCCUCCCUCCACGUCAGUGCCUCCCUCCGGCUCCCAGUGCGAGGUGGCCCCCACUCCAGCGCCAGAAGCAGCCAAGGGAGGCUCAGGGGUGCCUCCAGCAGGAGUCUCCGACGCCCCUGGUGUGGGGUCCCAGCAACGUAUUUUCGGAAAUUUCCCCGCCAUGCUAGGAUGGCACAGAAAGAACAGAUGUGCCCGGACCUUCCCUCUUCAUGAAAAACAUAACAUGUGGGCCUGUGUCAAAACUGAACGUGGGGUUUGGUGACUGGGACAGGACAUGUACACCAAUCCAACGCAGGACAGAGGUUUUCAAAACAUGUCCUGAAAUAAGGCUCCUGCCCGAGCGUCGGCUGGUGGGGGCCCGGGAACCGUGCGCACUGUGGCCAGGCCGUGUUAAGCUCGGACCACAUGCACGCUGUUCUAACCUGUAUUCCAGCCUCAUUUCCUGUCCGUGAGACGCAGACCUCACUAUGGUCCGUGGACAGAUGGCUGGCCGGUGACACCUGACCCCCAGGAGUCUGCACCUCAGCCGGCCUGUGCGGUUGGCUCUGCGCUCACUACAGCCCAGCUGCUUCUCUAACCAUCGAGAUGGGAGCAAAGAGGAACCACCGUCCCUGCGGAGAAUCGGCAGACAGCCCUUACCUGGCUGCUGGGUCACCGCCCAGGCUCAGAGAGACAGGGUGUCACUGUGCCGGAGGAACCUUCUCACCGGGCCUGGCCAGGCUUCCCCAGGCCGCCCCCGGGACUGUCAGGGAUCAGGACGGAGCCCGGAUGACUGACGGGCCAGGAGCUGCAGCGUCUCUGCAGACCUUGUAAUGAAUAAAGGUGUCCGUGCAGGCCCUCGCCCCAGCUGGCCUGAGGGGUAGGGGCAGCCGGGAUUGGGACCGUGACCCUCCUUCCCGACCUCGUUCCGCCGGUUCCUUGUAACCGGACGGCAUCUCCAGGCCUCGCCUGAACACGGCAGAGCAGCUCUCCAAGCAGACGGCUCACAGGUCCCUUCUCAGGACCUGUACGUGGUGGGCAUCUGGGGCUCUGCUCUGCGGCGCACCACCAGGUGCCUCAGCAGAGGGAGCCGGCCCCUUCCGAACCUGGCCUCCCACGGGCCUCCCAGGCUCGUCCCAGCUCUGCUCAGGCUGGGGAGGCCGCCCCUCUCCCGCCCCCACCACACAGGCCGGACCUUCCUCAGCGGUUCCCAGGACACAGCCAUCCAGCGUAUCUUUCCAUCUUGAAUCAGAAUGGAAAAUAGCAAAUAAAGUGAUUUUACUGUUCA
Manis javanica (Malayan pangolin) is the source of this 2475-nucleotide messenger RNA. Lineage: Eukaryota; Metazoa; Chordata; Mammalia; Pholidota; Manidae. The record is from RefSeq and is a predicted model, not a curated record.